Messenger RNA from Thamnophis elegans (Western terrestrial garter snake), 1261 nucleotides. RefSeq names its product FXYD domain-containing ion transport regulator 5-like. The transcript is spliced from 10 exons. The record is from RefSeq and is a predicted model, not a curated record. Bases 290 to 865 code for a protein of 191 amino acids. Gene Ontology annotation, molecular function: sodium channel regulator activity. Gene Ontology annotation, biological process: regulation of sodium ion transmembrane transporter activity. Gene Ontology annotation, cellular component: membrane. NCBI's taxonomy places the organism in Eukaryota, Metazoa, Chordata, Lepidosauria, Squamata, Natricidae.
AGAGAAAGAGUGAAGCAAAACCCGGCUGCUGUUGUUCUCCUCUGAUGAACAGCCUUAGAUUGGGUUACUGUGAAUUGUCCUGAACAGAGAAUGCUUGUAUUUCCGGCCAAUGCACUGGUCCCUUCUGAAAGGCACAUAUUGUACAUGUAUGCUGCUGGUCUUUGUAUAUACAUACCCCACACACUUAGAAAUGUUGGAGCACGUGUCUUGUGACUCACACACCCACUCUCUGGGGCCAGGAAGUGGCAAGAAGAGGAAAUGAUUGGUGCGGCCUUUCGUUCCCUUCCAGAUGCUCGGCAUGCCACACUCCAAGGGCUGUGAAGCAGCCGCCAUGAAGUUCAUUUUUUUUGUCCUACUCGCCUUCCCAUGUUUCACAGAUCCCGUGGUUGGCCAAGAUUCAGAAAGUUCAACUUCGAUUGUUCAGAAGGAAGAAGAUUCCGAAGGAUUUCAAACCACAACAGAAUCUUUUGUCAGUACUGUCGGGGUGUUAACAAAUGAAAUUCACAGUCCAGAAAAUAUAACCUCUCUGGAAGAGAAUGUAUCAGCAAGCGAAGUGACAACAGUGACAACACCAGCUGAAGUGACAGCGGCUCUCAGCACAAGCAUUGUGCAAUUCAAGAACAAGCCAGAAGAUUCCACACCUCAACUACCGCCUGUUGACCCAAAAAAAAAAUCAGAUGCUCUGUUGAAAGAAUAUCAUGAUAUUUUUGUUUAUGAUUAUUGGUCCUUGCGCAAGUGGGGUUUAGUAGCUGCUGCCAUCCUUUUCAUCUUGGGCAUUCUCAUUCUUACCUGUGGCAAAAAUGGGAAAUUUCCACGAUGCCGAGGGAAAAAGCAGGCAAGAACAUACGAUGUGUCUCGGGCUUGAAUCCUCUUUGCCAGAAGCCUCUGAAGACUGCACUGGGAAUGCUUUGGCACCACCAGGGGGCAUCCUUAUGGUGAAAAAAAAUGUUUGGUGUUCUCCCAGAACCAUCUUUCUUCUAUCUGACCUUUCCAUUUGUGCUUAUUAUGAUCCUGCAACACAAGUCCAUUUGUAUUGCCCUCUCCCUAAAUUAUCUUUUUGUUACAUUGAACUAGUUCCUUGGCACAAUCACAAGGCCUGGAAAUCCAUUGUUCCUUUCUUUGCCUGCCUGAGGUCAGGGCAAUGUGUAUAGUGACUAUUGUUCUUAGUUGCUUAGCAAAACUUGUCUAUCCAAAUUCUCUGCCAAGAAAUCUCAAGUUCUGUUCUCUCAAUAAAUUUUUGGCGUGGUUUGUUGCUUCUAAA